GAGACCAAGCCGGUUGCAGAGACCAAGCCGGUUGCAUUUGCACAGCGAAUUCUAACGUGAGAAGCAUCCUUGUUGAAUUUUUCUUUGUUUCGGAUACGCCGAUGGGAGAAUCGGUGUCGGUGGUUUCACCUUCAGAAGCGGCGGCGGGGAAAGGGGUUUACAUGAGGUGGGAGGAGGUGGCGGUUUCAAGCGACAAAGGGAAGAGAGAGGUCCGUUAUUAUCUGAAGAGAAGAGACGGGGUAUCGGAUCUGGCUAUCAUAGGGAAAGAGAAGAGUUUGCGGCACAUGUCCUAUCGCUACGCAAUUCCGAAUAGCUCGUAUCUGUCGAAGGCGCCAUUUUUGAAGCUCAAGUCUCGCCGAGAGGUGAUUGAUUGGCUCGACUAUAUUGUUUCAGACUUCAAACCUCAUAAAUCAUCCUUCCUAGCUGGUGUCCAUUUCAAUAACGCCAAUGCUUGCGGUCUAGAUGCUUUAAGGUUUAAGGAUACCCGAUUGCGGAAGCUGGGUCACUGCACCAAAGAAUUUUUAUGGCUGGGUACUCCAUGGACAUGCAGGAAAAGGCGUAAGCAUUAUAUAUCUUUCCAUCGAAAUGGUGUUAAAAUUUCUGUUUAUGACUUUGUGUAUGUUUUGGCUGAGGAGGAUAAACGACUUGUCGCCUACUUGGAAGAUUUGUAUGAGGACUCUAAAGGAAACAAAAUGGUUGUGGUACGGUGGUUUCACAAAAUUGACGAGGUUGGUAUUCUUUUGCCUCGCAACUUCAAUGACAGAGAGAUUUUCUCUUCACUUUGUCUUCAAGAUCUGAGCAUUGAAUGCAUUGAUGGAUUGGCUACCGUCCUCAGUCCCCAGCAUUUUGAAGAAUUUGUCAAUGAUGCCGCACAUACUCUGUUGGAACCAUUUGUUUGCAGCAGGCAGUUUGACAAUGAUGAUGUCCAGCCAUUUGACAUAACUCAAGUAAAAGGUUACUGGAGACAAGAGAUACUUAGAUAUAUGUACAACCGUUCUCCUGGAAACAGCCAUGAGAAUUUUCAGCUGACUGAUAAGGGCCUUAGAAUUGAAGGAGUUGUCAGUGACACAUCUGGGAUCAGACCUAAGAAAAGAUGUUAUCCAUCAAAGGAUGAUGAGGUCCGCGACAGUAAAAAUUCCAUGAAUGCAGCGGUUUUGAAUACUCAAGAUAUAAAUCCUUGUUAUCUUAAUGUCGGCUCUCAUGUUGAGGUACUCUGCCAGGACAGUGGAAUGAGAGGAUGUUGGUUUAGAGCUUUGAUAAUUAAGAAGCGAAAAGAUAAGGUGAAGGUUAGAUACCAGGAUGUUCAAGAUGCUGCUGAUGAAGUUAAAAAACUAGAGGAAUGGAUUUUAGCUUCCAGGAUUGCAGAUCCUGACAUAUUGAGCAUCCGGAUUUAUGGUAGGAGUAUAAUUCGUCCAUUGCCUCGGUCUAUUGAAGGCGGAGUUUCAUGGCUUGCGAGUGUUGGUACUUCAGUGGAUGCAUGGUUGCAUGAUGGCUGGUGGGAAGGCAUUGUGGUUCUAAAUGAAUCUGAAGAUAGAAUUCACGUCCAUUUCCCAGGAGAAAAGCGAGAAUCAGUUUUUGGUCAUGGGAACUUGAGACAUUCUCGAGAAUGGUUGGGAAAUGGGUGGACAGCUUUAAAGGAAAGGCCAGAUAUAGUGUCUAAUUUAUUGUCUCAAACAGAACAAGAGCUGCCAGCUAUUGUAUCAUGUGAUGUCCAGGUUGAGAUUUGUGAUAGCAAACAAGUGAGCGUCGACUCUGGAAAUAAGAAGGCACAAGAGUUGAAGGUGGUUUUUGAUCUGACCAAGGAUGAUUCUCUUUCCCAGCUGAGAUGGAAGUCAUCAAGAAAAAGGAGACGUGGUAGUGGCACCUCCGUCCGCAAGUUGCAUUGUGAUGAAUCUGAUGACAAAAGUAACUCCCAAGUUGUUGAAUCUCAUGCUUGUGAAAGAUUCUUGAUCUCCUCACCCUUGGAAGUCGAUCAUGAGAACUGCAAAUACUUGGGGGAUUCUCUGUUUAGUACUUCUGUAUUGCCGCCUUUAACAAGCUUGGUUAUGUCCCGGUGACGGGUCUCUUUUAGUUAGGAUCUGUAAGACUUGAUCUUCAUUCUUUCUAGCAGUUUUUAGGUUUCUGCACUCCUUUUCCUUUUUCUCCCGGCAUAUAUGUCGUACAAUACAUCUACUUGAUGCAUUGUUUUCAAGUUGCUGUAUUUCAUCCAUGCUCUGUGUUUUUUUAAGAAUUGAGGAAGUCAUGGCUUCUAAGUAGACCCCCCUAUGGCCCUAUCUUAAAAAUUGUAUUUAUUUUUAAUAAUAGCUUUUCUGGAGGGAACAGCUAGAAGCUGGGUUGAAAAUUCGGGUAACAAUUUUGGGUGCAGUCGAGUGACAAUUAGAGUCUAAUUCUUACCCCAAUAAUCUUUGUAUCGUGAUUUCUGAUUCGCAGGAAGUAAGUCCUCUUCAUGUAAUCUGUAUAUGAUCUCUCUGGUAAUAAAAUUUCAAUAGCUUCAUUCUC
This is a messenger RNA of Tripterygium wilfordii, 2499 nucleotides long. RefSeq lists its product as uncharacterized. The coding region runs from base 102 to 2057 and encodes 651 amino acids. NCBI's taxonomy places the organism in Eukaryota, Viridiplantae, Streptophyta, Magnoliopsida, Celastrales, Celastraceae. The record is from RefSeq and is a predicted model, not a curated record. Gene Ontology annotation, molecular function: chromatin binding. The transcript has 6 exons.